GCUCACGCUCCCAAAUAGAAAAAAAUUAUGGACAAGAAAUUAUCACAGAAAUUAAAUGGUGGCAGAUAUGUCCAAGGAAUAUUGCAAGGGUUCAAUUCCUUUAUGAAUCUUGUGACAGAUGAAUGCAUGGAGAUGGCAACUAGUGAGCAACAGAAUAUCGGAAUGGUGGUAAUAGAAGGAAAUAACACCAUCAUGUUAGAAGCCUUAGAAAGAGCAUAA
Molecule: messenger RNA, 219 nt
Organism: Lutra lutra (Eurasian river otter)
Lineage: Eukaryota; Metazoa; Chordata; Mammalia; Carnivora; Mustelidae
Product: small nuclear ribonucleoprotein G-like
Exons: 1
Coding region: 28-219 (63 amino acids)
Biological process (GO): mRNA splicing, via spliceosome
Cellular component (GO): U5 snRNP; SMN-Sm protein complex; spliceosomal tri-snRNP complex
Molecular function (GO): RNA binding
Source: RefSeq, a predicted model, not a curated record